AUGGAUCUUCCUCAGCUCAAUGCAAAGGCAGCACCGAUCCGAUUUCCGGAUUGUUGUCUCGCUAUAUCAACAAAAUUACUUCAGCUCUUAUCAGAUAUUUUUUCCAAAACUACAGUCUCAGAAGACCAUCCAACCGUCCUCUCCAUCGGAAGCGGCUCUGGCUUGCUCGAAGCUUUUCUGCUCAAUCAACAAGAUAGCGCCCACUACAACUAUCCUUCUUUCAACGUGGAGGGGGUUGAAGUUCAGCAACAGAAUGGGAAAGACGCUGUCAACAAAUAUCUUCCAGAACAAGCCAUUUAUACGGUUCGUGGUAGCUGGGACGUUGUCUCGAGGUUACAAGAUCCAGACGUUACAUCUCUCUUGUUUGUUUAUCCACGUCAACCAGCCCUAAUUCUUGAAUACACGAAAGCCAUCGCGCGAAGAGGGCUGAACGUGCAGGUUAUCGUUUGGUUGGGGCCAAUGGCUGACUGGGAGGUGUUCGAGUCUUGCUUUGAUGCAGGGCAUGAGAAUGGGCAGUUUGCAGUCACUGAGAAAAGGCAAGGAGCAGACGCGGGGCUAAACGAGUACGAGAUGAUGGCCGUGGUUGAGAAGUUACCUAGAUAA
Molecule: messenger RNA, 603 nt
Organism: Fusarium venenatum
Lineage: Eukaryota; Fungi; Ascomycota; Sordariomycetes; Hypocreales; Nectriaceae
Source: RefSeq, a predicted model, not a curated record